CGGGGAGAGAGGUCCUCGCCCCUAGUCAGUCACUUCCAGCUCGCAGCUCCGGGCUCCCGCAGCGUGGCGGCUCGUGGUAAAGAUUCGGAAGUUGUAUCUACCAAAGGAGCAUCUGAGAGACCAGGUGAUGGCAGAUGAGGUUCUUCCACCCAGGUCUCAGGUCCGAACACUGGGAUUGUCUCAAGGCUGCCGCUGGAACAUGUUUCAGGCAUCUAUGAUGUUUGAAGAUGUGGCUGUGUAUCUUACCCGAGAAGAGUGGAGCCACCUUGGUCCUGCUCAGAGAAACCUUUACAGGGAUGUGAUGCUGGAGAAUUAUGGGAAUGUGGUCUCUCUGGGAUUUCCAGUAUCCAAACCAAAUGUGAUCUCCCAGCUAGAAAGAGGGGAAGAGCCAUGGAUCCUAGACUUUCAGGAAGCUGAAGGGAGAGAAGUGCUGAGAGGCGACUGUUCAGAUUGUGAAUCAAGGAUUGAGGAAAAUGAGCUGUCUCCAAAGCAGGAAAUUUCUAAAGAGGUGGAACCACAAUGGACAAUAUUGGAAAGACUCACAGGGAAUGUUUCCCAAGGAUCCAAAUGGGGAGAAGUCUGUGAAUAUGAAGGAAGACCAAAGGAAAAUUGGGGAUCUUCUGUAAAGAGGAAACUCCUUUCUCAUGAGAGAGGUUUCAGGACAGUUCCAGUGAUCCACCAGUUAUCUCCAAUAGGAAUGAGAGGCCAAGAAUUUAAUGAAUUUGGAAAAAACUUCAGGCUGACUUCUAAUUCUGUUCAAAUUCAGAGAGAUCCUUCAGGAGGGAGACUACAGCAAUGGGAUGAAAUGGGCCAAAGAUUCAAACAGAAUUCAGCUUUAAUUAACUAUCAGAAAGACUAUGCAAAAGAGAAAUCCUGUAAUAAUUCUGUAUAUUGGAAACAAUUUGGACAGAGCUCAAAUCUUAUUGAACAUCAAAAAAUUCACACUAGAGAGGAAACUUAUGAGUGUAAUGAAUAUGGAAAACACUUUAUCAGAAGGUCUUUGCUUAUACAACAUCAGGAAAUUCAUACAGGAACAAAAACAUAUGAGUGUAGUGAAUGUGGAAAUACUUAUAGUAAAAAGUCUCUUCUUAAUGAUCAUCAAAAAAUACACAAUGCAGGGAAACACUACCAGUGCAAUGUAUGUGGAAAAGCCUACAAUAAGAAGUCUACAUUUGUUGAUCAUCAAAAAAUUCACACUGGAGAAAAACCCUAUGAGUGUAGUGAGUGUCAUAAAUGCUUUAUCAGAAAAUCUUUGCUUAUUCGACAUCAGAGAAUUCACACAGGAGAGAAACCUUAUGAAUGUACUGAAUGUGGGAAAGCCUGUAGUCAAAAAUCUGCCCUUCUUGAUCAUCAAAGGCUUCACACAGGUGAAAAACCCUAUGAGUGCAGUGAAUGUGGUAAGCACUAUAUCAGAAAGGCCUUGCUUAUUGAACACCAGAGAAUUCAUACAGGAGAAAAACCCUAUAAAUGUAAUGAAUGUGGGAAAGCCUACAGAAAGAAAUCUACUCUUGUGGAUCACCAGAGACUUCAUACUGGAGAGCGAUCCUAUGAAUGUAAUGAAUGUGGCAAAAUCUUUACCCAAAGCCUAAAUUUCAUUCAGCACCAGAGAAUUCACACAGGAGAGAAACCCUAUCAGUGUAGUGAUUGUGGAAAACCAUUUAGUCAUAGAUCUGCUCUUAUUCAACAUCAGAGAAUUCAUACUGGAGAGAAACCUUAUGAGUGUAAUGAAUGUGGUAAAGCCUACUGGAGGAAGUCUACCCUUAUUGAUCAUCAAAGACUUCAUACUGGAGAGAUACCUUAUAAAUGUAGUACAUGUGGGAAGGCUUUCAGACACAGACCAUCUUUUAUUGAACAUCAGAAGUUACAUAAUGGAGGCAAACACCAUGAAUGUAAUGAGUGCAAAAAACAAUUCAGUACACGAGCAUCCCUUAUUCAACAUCAGAGACUUCAUACUGGAGAAAAACCUCAUGAAUGUAAUGAAUGUGGAAAAGCUUUCAGUCAGAAGUCUACACUUAUUGAUCAUCAGAGACGUCACAGUGGGGAGAAACCUUAUGAGUGUAGUGAAUGUGGCAAGUGCUUUAUCAGAAGAGCUUUCCUUAUUCAGCACCAGAGAGUACACACAGGAGAGAAACCAUAUGAGUGUAAAGAAUGUGGAAAAGCCUAUAGAAAGAAGUCUACUCUUACUAGUCACCAGAAAAUUCACAUUGAAAAGAAACAAGAGUUAAUUAAUAUUGAAAAGCCCUCAGUCUUGAAGCCUGCCCUUAUUGAUCAGCAGUGACUUCAUAUUUGAGAGAAGUCCCAAGAAUUUAACAAUGUAAAUGGUUUAUUUAAAGGACUUUGCUUAUUCAUCAGAGAAUUUAUGUAAAAAAUCUUACAAAAACAGUUAAUGUAGUAAAUGCUUAUAAAUGUUUGCUUAUUCAGCAUCAUAGAAUUCACACUGGAGAGAAUUCUUAUGGAUCAUGGGAUGUGAGAAAAUGUUCAAUCAGAAUUUUCAACAUCAUUAGACAUAAAAUAAUUCUCACAGGAGAGACAUCUAGCAUAUGAGAGAAACCCAAAAUAUAUAUAUUUGUAUGAUGAGAAAUCCUUAAGUGAAUCUUCAAACUCUCAUCAAUUGUUGAAAAUUCAUAAUGGAGAGAACCAUUUGAGGGUAGUGAAUGUGCAAGGCUUAAAAACCUUCAGUCAGAAACCUUCUCUUGUUUCAACAUUAUAGAAUUCUUACUGGAAAGGAAUAUUAUGAAUGCUGUGAAGGGCUUUCAGGUCCAAGUUAUCCUUCAACACCAUACAGUACAGACUUUCAUAGAUUUGUGGUUAAUUUUGCUCUUUCAGACGAAUACUUUCAUACCUUUCUCAUUUAUGUUCUUUCAUAAGUCUUCCAAAGAAUAGUCAUCCAUUGUACUGGAGGUUUUCCUAUGAUUCUUUUUCAUCUUCAAGAUACUAAAUGUACCAUUCAGUGUGCCUCUCCUUUGUGUCUCAUUUUCUCUACCUGACCAACUCGCCUUCAUUUCCAGGCAUAUAUGUCUUCCAUAAUAUUGGUUAUACUAUUUCUCUAUAUAAAUCAUUAUCAACAGCCUGCUGUUAUUAUAAAUUCAUAACUUUUUUGAUUUACUUAUAGUUUAGAAUCUAAUUAGAAUUUGAAACCACAUGGUGUCUGAAAUAUUGGCUUUUUAAGAAAUGGAUUUUUUCAAUGGGUAACAGUUGGGGUUUAUUGAAAACAAUGUGCAAUUUCUCAAAUGUAUUCCAAUCCAGUGAGAUCCCCUCCUGCUACUUAAAUACACAUGCACAUACAUGAAUGUAUUAUGUAUACAUUUAUAUCUCUCUGUGUGGCUGUGUAUACACACACACACAUAUAUGUAUGUAUAUACACACCCACAUCCAUAUCCACACACAUAAAAACACACAUUCAAAUAAGAAAAAAUUGGACUAACUUGAUGCUUUGUUCUUCUCACUGCAUGUCACAAUCUGUUUAGUAUGUAUUUUUAAUCCCCUUUGUUUUGGGUGUUUAAAUGAUUAAGUCAAUUUCUUUUAUCAUUACUGUAGAUUUUGUUGAGGAAAUUUUAUAACAUUAUGAGGCUUAAUUAAUAGAAACAUGCUAUGACUGUAAUGAUUAUUGAAAAAAAACUGUGUUUUCACUCAAAAUUCAAUGUCAUAAGAUUCACAAUAAAGAGAAACCCAGUGAGUAUAGGGAAUUCAGAAAAGCCUUCAGCCAGUGUAUAAAUUUAAUUCCAUGUUAGCAUUUAUACAAGUGAGCAAUCCUAAUGAAUGUGAUACAGUCUAUAUUCUCAGAGUUUUAUUAUUGAACAACAGAGAAAAUAUAAUUAGAGAAACAUUAUGAAUGAAAUAAAUAUGAGAAAGCUC
Antechinus flavipes (yellow-footed antechinus) is the source of this 3855-nucleotide messenger RNA. Its product is annotated as zinc finger protein 260-like. Gene Ontology annotation, molecular function: RNA polymerase II cis-regulatory region sequence-specific DNA binding; DNA-binding transcription repressor activity, RNA polymerase II-specific. The transcript is spliced from 5 exons. The coding region runs from base 128 to 2278 and encodes 716 amino acids. The record is from RefSeq and is a predicted model, not a curated record. Lineage: Eukaryota; Metazoa; Chordata; Mammalia; Dasyuromorphia; Dasyuridae. Gene Ontology annotation, biological process: negative regulation of transcription by RNA polymerase II.